AUGACACAAAGUAUGAUUAAUGCAAUUGUUAAAGUGUUGUCACCAACACAAAAAAAAGCAGUUUAUGAUAUGGGAUUUGGUUCAUUAUUGAAGUUAGAUAUGGAUGUUGUACCAGGAUUGCUAAACUAUUAUCUUCUAGAUGUGUACGAUCCAGAAAGCAAUAGGCUUAUGAUGGAGAAUGGAGUGCUUGAAAUAACAAAAGAGCUUGUGCAUAAGAUGAUGGGUUUAGCAAUGGAAGGUGAUGAUCUAUGUAGAAUGCCUUACUAUGAAACAGGAAAUGAGAUUCUAGAAGAAUGGAAAGUGUUGUCAAUUCUUUAA
Lactuca saligna is the source of this 318-nucleotide messenger RNA. The record is from the annotation of a GenBank genome assembly. NCBI's taxonomy places the organism in Eukaryota, Viridiplantae, Streptophyta, Magnoliopsida, Asterales, Asteraceae.